CGGCUGGCACAGCACAGCACGGCCGCCCGCCCGCCCUGUGCGCAGGACCCGGCAGGAAGCCGCCGCCCACUGGGGAGCUGGAAAUGCUUGUGGUCUGACAGCAGAGCACUGGAAUUCCCCCAGCACGAACAGCCGAGCCCCGCCGAAGUGCCAGGGCAGCCGCGACCUGCACCCCGUGGACCUGGCCUUUAGGCUGCUCUCAAGCCAAUGAACCCCAUGAACCCCAUGAAACCUGCCCUGCCCCCCACACCACACAGUGAUGGUCCAUUCGCCUACGAGGCGGUGCCGUGGCAGCAGAGCGUCACUCAGCCUGCAGGGUCCCUGUCUGUGGUCACGACCGUGUGGGGAGUGGGCAACGCAGCACCGAACCAGGUCUUGGGGAGCACCAUGGGCCCUGCAGGGAGCCCCCCCGGCAGCUCCGUGAUGCCUGGCAUGGCGGGCAGUGGCUCUGCCCUCAGCUCCCCACAGGGCCUCGGACAGCCGACAUUUGGUGAGGGGGGCGCCGCCAAGGGCUAUGUGCAGCAAGGGGUGUACAGCCGCGGGGGCUACCCGGGGACCACUGGCUUCAGCACCGGGUAUUCCGGGGGCCCGGGGGGACCUGCGGGCCUGGGCGUCCCCUCGCAUGCCGCACGGCCUUCCACGGACUUCACGCAAGCGGCCGCUGCCGCCGCUGUGGCUGCCGCCGCCGCUGCUACGGCCACGGCCACGGCCACAGCCACCGUGGCCGCCCUACAAGAGAAGCAGAGCCAGGAGCUGGGCCAGUAUGGAGCGAUGGGGGCCGGGCAGCCGUUCAGUCAGUUCCUGCAGCAUGGAGGAGCCCGCGGGCCCGGCGGCCUCAACCCAAGCGGCGUCGGGGGGCUGAUGGGCCCUGCAGGCAUGAGCCCCGCCCGCGCGGCUGGCAUGGCGCCCCUGUAUACAGGACAGCGCCUGCCCCAGCACAGCUACCCGGGCCCCCCCCAGACCCAGCAGCUGCCCCGGCAGGGACUCAAAAGGACCUACUCGAGCGAGGUGUACCCAGCGCAGCAGUACCUGCCGGGGGGCCAGUACGUGCCUGGGCCUGGACAGCACCCAGCCCCGUCCUCCUACCCGGCUCACAGGCAGUCCCUGCCCACGUCAGGGGCCCCUGGGCUGCACUACAAGCCCACAGAGGAGCUCAGCGGGCAGGGUGGCAGCUUCAGCGGGGCCAGCGUCGCCUACGGCCAGCCCAGCCUGAGCGGGGAAGUCAAGUCUGCAUUCCUGCCUGACCUCAAGCCCAGCGUGAGCACCCUACACCCGUCACCUGGCAGUGGCCCGUGCGACGAGCUGCGGCUCACCUUCCCGGUGCGUGACGGCGUGGUGCUCGAGCCCUUCCGCCUGCAGCACAACCUGGCGGUCAGCAACCACGCCUUCCAGCUGCGGGACUCGGUCUAUAAGACGCUGAUGCUAAGGCCCGACCUGGAGCUGCAGUUCAAGUGCUACCACCACGAGGACCGGCAGAUGAACACCAACUGGCCGGCGUCGGUGCAGGUCAGCGUCAACGCCACCCCCCUGACCAUCGAGCGCGGCGACAACAAGACCUCCCACAAGCCCCUGCACUUGAAGCACGUGUGCCAGCCGGGCCGCAACACCAUCCAGAUCACCGUCACGGCGUGCUGCUGCUCCCACCUCUUCGUGCUGCAGCUGGUGCACCGGCCGGCCGUGCGCUCCGUGCUCCAGGGCCUCCUCAAGAAGCGCCUGUUGCCCGCCGAACACUGCAUCACCAAGAUUAAGCGGAACUUCAGCAGCGGCACCAUCCCCGGCACCCCUGGCCCCAACGGAGAGGACGGUGUGGAGCAGACAGCCAUCAAAGUGUCCCUCAAGUGUCCCAUCACCUUCCGCAGGAUCCAGCUUCCUGCACGAGGCCACGACUGCCGCCACAUACAGUGCUUUGACCUGGAGUCCUACCUGCAGCUCAACUGUGAGCGGGGGACCUGGAGAUGCCCCGUGUGCAACAAGACAGCGCUGCUGGAGGGCCUAGAGGUGGACCAGUACAUGCUGGGCAUCCUGAUCUACAUUCAGAACUCUGACUAUGAGGAGGUCACCAUCGACCCCACAUGCAGCUGGAGGCCGGUGCCCGUGAAGCCCGAGCUGCACGUCAAGGAGGAGGCGGACGGGCCAGUGCUGAAGCGCUGCCGCACCGUGAGCCCGGCCCACGUGCUGCUGCCCAGCGUGAUGGACAUGAUCGCUGCCCUGGGCCCCGGGGCCGCCCCUUUUGCCCCCCUGCAGCCACCCCCUGCCCCGGCCCCCGGCGACUACUCAAGCCAGGGUUCCGGCUUCCUGGGCCCCGGCCCCUUCCCCGACUCCUUCCUGCCCACCACACCUGGCACCCCGACGCUUCCUGACUUCGUCCCCGGACCACCCCCCAUCUCCUACCAGUCUGACAUUCCCAGCAGCCUCCUGGCACCAGACAAGCCCACCCCCUGCGUCCCCGGCCAGAUGGUACCAGCAGGGCAUCUGGACACAGCCCACAACCCUGGGCCGCCAGGACUCCACACCCCCAGCCUCGGCGCCCCCCCGGGACCCCAGCUGCACCACCCAGACCCUUCCCCGACCUCCCGGCAACCCCUGCGCCAAGUGAGCUCCGGUCCAGCUGGCGAGCUGACCUUUAACCCUGCCACGGGUGUAAUGGGGCCCCCCAUGCCUGGUGGCGGGGAGGCCCCGGAACCAGCCCUGGACCUGCUGCCAGAGCUGAGCAACCCUGACGAGCUUCUGCCCUACCUGGGCCCGGCCGACCUGCCCAGCAGCAGCAGCGACGAGCUGCUCGCCCUGUUCGAGAGCAGCUGAGCCGCAGCGCCCGCCCCGCCCCGCGCCCACAGCGACCCCGUCUGGCCACUCUUGCUUGCUCCCACUGGCCAUGUCAUGUCGUGUCCACCCUUGUGUUCCGGCUCUUUCGGGACCCACAGGUCUGCAGCAGGGCGGGUGCUGUGUCUGGCGCGGGCCCGCAGUGGGGGUUCCUCCUCCCGCCCCCGCCCCAGGUGGAGGCCGGGGGUGGACACUGAAGCACAAUGGACGUGUAAGGAGACACUGCUGCCCCCCAAGGCUGGCCCACGUGUCCAGCUCCCUGCCCCCUGCUCCCGGGAAAGUGAGCACUUAGCCCUGUUGUGUUUUUAAAGCCCCAGACCACACACACCCGCCCCUCCUUCCACCAGCCCGUGCCCUGGGGAGGAGCCUUGCACCACUGGCUCAGCGCCCAGCGUCCGUCUGUGCCGUCUAUUAAAGGUCUCCCUCCCGGUG
This is a messenger RNA of Sorex fumeus (smoky shrew), 3252 nucleotides long. It is a transcript of the gene ZMIZ2, whose product is annotated as zinc finger MIZ-type containing 2. The record is from RefSeq and is a predicted model, not a curated record. NCBI's taxonomy places the organism in Eukaryota, Metazoa, Chordata, Mammalia, Eulipotyphla, Soricidae. Gene Ontology annotation, molecular function: zinc ion binding; SUMO ligase activity. Gene Ontology annotation, biological process: regulation of transcription by RNA polymerase II; protein sumoylation.